AUGCGGGACCCAUUCCCCAUCUCCCCGAUUCCCGCCCUCUCCAAGGCGAUCCAACCAUGGGCCGACUACCUCAAUCUCCCGACGCUGCCCUUGCACAUCCACGAAGUGCUGCUGAUCGCCGCAUUCUACCAGAGCAUCAUGAUGGCGGCGCCCAUAUUAUCGACCGCCGUCUUCUCGACCAGAUACACGAGCCUGUCCCGGAGCAAGCGGCUCAACUGGAAUGUCCACGUCGUGUCCUUCGUGCAGAGCAGCAUGAUCAACUGCUUGGCGCUCUGGGUCAUGUUUACGGAUGAAGAACGGUGGAAUAUGGAUGUGCAAGAGCGCGUGUAUGGGUAUUCUGGCGCUGCGGGUAUGAUUCAGGCUCUUGCGGCUGGCUACUUUCUGUGGGAUUUUCUCAUGACGAUUACGCAUAUGAAUAUCUUUGGGUUGGGCAUGCUUGCACAUGCUAUUAGUGCUCUGUGUGUGUACUCGCUUGGGUUUCGACCAUUUGUCAAUUAUUACAGCACCACCUUCAUACUGUGGGAGCUCUCCUCGCCUUUCCUCAACAUCCACUGGUUUUUCGACAAGCUCGGCAUGACGGGGUCCAAAGGCCAGCUGUACAACGGAAUCAUGCUCAUCGUCACCUUCUUCUCGUGCCGCCUUGUCUGGGGCACCUACUCAUCCUACAGAGUUGCGAGUGAUGUAUGGGCGGCUCUGAACAACACCCCGAGCCUCAUACCGACCUCUGCCGAUGUUGUUCAGAAAAUCUCUGUUCCAGUUCGAUAUGAAACAACCAUGCAGUUCGCCUCCGAGUCUUCCAGCAUCCCCUUGUGGUUGGCUGCCGUUUAUAUCGCGGCCAACCUGACUUUGAACUCGCUCAACUUUUACUGGUUUAUCAAAAUGAUUGAUGCAGUGCGCAAGAGAUUUGAUUCGAAGAGACAGAAGGAAUCAGAGAAGGAGAAGGCGGAUCAGGACGGAGCCACGGCGACCGGUGUAGAUGGGCCGGCGGAAACAAAGGGUCGCCCUCGCAGGCGGACGAUACUCGACGGGGAGGGACAGGAUGAUGAACCUCCACCGGGGAUUUGA
This is a messenger RNA of Pseudomassariella vexata, 1065 nucleotides long. RefSeq names its product DUF887 domain-containing protein. The transcript is spliced from 2 exons. The coding region runs from base 1 to 1065 and encodes 354 amino acids. Gene Ontology annotation, cellular component: endoplasmic reticulum; membrane. The record is from RefSeq and is a predicted model, not a curated record. NCBI's taxonomy places the organism in Eukaryota, Fungi, Ascomycota, Sordariomycetes, Amphisphaeriales, Pseudomassariaceae. Gene Ontology annotation, biological process: lipid homeostasis.